UUGGAAGUCGCAGCUCCUCCGCUGACAGUGGCAUGGGUCGGUUGCAAAAGAUUCUCAUUCCCUUGCUGGGAUUGGUUUUGGCCUUCUGGUUUUAUUCUGCGAGGGAGAAUUUCAAACCGGAGAUGCUGAAGGGGAAGCGGGUGAUCGUGACUGGAGCCAGCACUGGGAUUGGGGAGCAGAUUGCCUAUCACCUGGCACGGAUGGGAUCUCACAUCCUCGUCACGGCACGGACAGAGGCCAAGCUCCAGAAAGUGGUGCGGCGGUGCCUGGAGCUGGGAGCGGCCUCGGCGCGGUACGUCGGCGGCACCAUGGAGGACAUGGCCUUCGCCCAGCACGUGGUGAGCGAGGCACAGGCCUCGCUGGGAGGCCUGGACAUGCUCAUUCUUAACCAUGUUGGUGCCUCGUACUUUGGUUUUUUCGAUGGGGAUGUUGAGCACGUACGAAAGCUCCUGGAAAUCAACUUCCUCAGCUACGUGGCCAUGACCACGGCAGCCCUGCCCAUGCUGAAGGAGAGUGAGGGCAGCAUUGUCGUGGUUUCAUCCAUGGCAGGCAAAGUCGGGUUUCCCUUUACUGUUCCCUACUCUGCGACCAAGUUCGCCCUGGAUGGAUUUUUCAGUUCCCUGAGGCAGGAAUUCAGCAUUCAGAACAUUAAUGUUUCCAUCACACUCUGCAUCCUUGGCUUCAUUGACACUGGUAAGAGAAACAUUUUGUAA
This is a messenger RNA of Manacus vitellinus (golden-collared manakin), 713 nucleotides long. RefSeq names its product corticosteroid 11-beta-dehydrogenase isozyme 1. The coding region runs from base 33 to 713 and encodes 226 amino acids. The transcript is spliced from 7 exons. Gene Ontology annotation, biological process: steroid catabolic process. Gene Ontology annotation, cellular component: endoplasmic reticulum membrane; intracellular membrane-bounded organelle. Gene Ontology annotation, molecular function: steroid binding; 11-beta-hydroxysteroid dehydrogenase (NADP+) activity. The record is from RefSeq and is a predicted model, not a curated record. Lineage: Eukaryota; Metazoa; Chordata; Aves; Passeriformes; Pipridae.